AUGAAUGUUUCCCUAAGUGAGAAGGCUGAUGACAAUGAAACUAAUGACCAUGUUAACAUCAGGGGAAAAGCAAACGGGGAGAAGAAAGGACAACAUUUUUUUUCGAUCUUGGAAGGAAUCAGAGAGGAUCGUGAGAAGGUUACAGGAUAUGUAGAAAAUGUUAUCCCAAUCUACCUACCAGAUGACUUUAACAAGGCUGUUAAAUUCGCCUGCAGCAGGCUAAGGGUUAAAAGGAUGUUCCGAGUUUCAAGAGAAACAUAUUCGAAACUUUUGGGUUAUGUUUCCAGAGCUGAAGAAUUUGCUUUGAGAAAUCCAAAUAGAGGAAGAUCCCAGAUUCCUUUAGAGAAAGUACUGUUAAUAGUAUUAUGGUAUAUUGGUACACAGGAAUCAGCACAAAGUAUUUCCGACAGAUUUGGAGUACAACAGUUUACAUUUUACAAGUACCAAGAAAAAGUGAUGGACUAUUUUUGUAACAUUUUAUGUAGUUGGUUCAUUGUGUGGCCAAAGGAAGAUGAAAAAAAUGAGAUCAUCAGAAAUUUCCAAUCAAAGAAAGGCUUCCCGGACGUUAUUGGGGCAUUGGAUGGGUCACACAUUCCUAUUACACCACCAAAAGACAGACAGGGAGAGUACAUCAACAGAAAAGGCUUCCACUCAGUUGUGCUGCAGGCAGUCUGUAGGCCUGAUAAAAGAUUCACACAUAUCUACUGCGGUUGGCCAGGGUGAGUACAUGACGCCAGAGUUUAUCGGAACUCUGAUAUUUAUAGUAACCUUAAUGAACUAUGUGGACAUAAUCAUAUUCUUGGAGACGGAGCAUACCCAAAUAGUAGAUGUCUUUUGACCCCAUAAAGAGAUACUGGUCAUUUGACAGCACCACAGAAAUUGUACAAUAAAAUACAUUCUAGUACAAGAUGUAUAAUUGAAAACAGCUUUGGAUUACUUAAAGGAAGAUUUAGGCGUCUCCAGCAUAUUAAUAUAUAUGAUAUUGAGAAAGUUGUGAAAGUGAUAGUGAGUUGUUGUGUUUUGCACAAUAUGUGCAUUGUGAAUACUGAUGAGUUAGAUGAUAUAUAUGAGGAUCAUGUGGAUGAUAAUCCAGAUUGUCCACCACAAUAUCGCAUUGAAGAUGCUGAAGGAAAACUUAAACAUAUACUUAUUACAAGACAGUUGUCAUCUUAAGUAGUUUGCUGCUGUAAACAUAGUAAACAUUGCCUAAUUUUUUUUUCGUUAAACAGCCACUAGUAUUAGAAUAGUAUUGGAAGCUAAACAUUUAGAAGUCUUACAUACAUACAAUGUAUAAUGUGAAAAGGCAUAAAUACAAAGCUGAACGCAUUUGUCUUUAGACUCGUUAUUGAUAUUAUGCCAAUCAAGUGAAGUCAAAUACCAGAGAUCCCAGAGGGAUCUUGGCAUCCACAGAGUCAUUGUGACCUUGACCUUUGACCUAGUGACCUCAUUCUCAGUUGGGACACGGCACUGUGACCAAGUUUCAUUGAAAUCCACUCAGUAGUACCAAUUUUUAAGCUAGCAAUUUCAGAAAGUGCUUGUUCAUAAAUGAUGUAAAAUGAAUAAAUCUAAACUUUUAGCAUUUUUGAAAAGUUCUACCAAGUGGCUAUCAGGGGCAGUGUUACUUUUGUUUGAUGGCCAUCUAGCUAUCACAGUUGGUAAAGCCACAUAGACACAUCGUUUAAAGCCGCAGUGCCACAAAGGUUGAGGUCACAAUACAAUUUGCUCAAGGAGCAGUUGAGAUGAUCAUAUGUCAACCCAUUUAGACAUAUCUAUGGGGCGC
This is a messenger RNA of Mercenaria mercenaria, 1780 nucleotides long. RefSeq lists its product as uncharacterized. The coding region runs from base 1 to 723 and encodes 240 amino acids. The record is from RefSeq and is a predicted model, not a curated record. The transcript is spliced from 4 exons. NCBI's taxonomy places the organism in Eukaryota, Metazoa, Mollusca, Bivalvia, Venerida, Veneridae.